This is a messenger RNA of Ostrea edulis (European flat oyster), 5394 nucleotides long. Its product is annotated as neuronal cell adhesion molecule-like. The record is from RefSeq and is a predicted model, not a curated record. The transcript is spliced from 14 exons. Gene Ontology annotation, biological process: cell-cell adhesion. Gene Ontology annotation, cellular component: cell-cell junction. NCBI's taxonomy places the organism in Eukaryota, Metazoa, Mollusca, Bivalvia, Ostreida, Ostreidae. Bases 3283 to 5394 code for a protein of 703 amino acids. Gene Ontology annotation, molecular function: cell adhesion molecule binding.
GCAAAUUUUACAUUCUUCUUUCUAAUGAAACCAUUUUUGCGGAAAUAUCUUGAUUUUAUACCAAAGUUAUUUCAAUUUAAAAAGUACCACACGCGCCUCAUAUUUCACUGAUGAAACUGGCAGAAAUCACGAUAGUCCCAAGGGGAAGUAAAUCACCAGUUACGUCAGUUAUCUUGCUCCGAUCGCUAUGUGCAUGGGGUAUACUAUUGAUGAAUGAAACGGGCACCUGCUGUGCAAAUUUGACAUUUUUGAGGAAGAUUUAGUUGUCUUCAAGGCAUCACACCGAUAAUUGUCCAAUCAAAAUGAACUUAGUCAAUUGUAGUUCCAUAUAUUUAAAGAAAUAUUUUUUUCUUCCGCGAUUUUUCUCAUUUCUCUUUUUCUUUUCUCUUAAUUUUUGUACCCCUGAUUAGGAAAUUAUGUGUAAUUUGUAGAAAUAACCAAUUGUAUACAAAGGAACUAUUUACUGUUGGUAGUUGAUGUUACUUCCUGAGGUGCACUCCGGCUGUUUACACACAUGUGAUAAACACGUGGAUUUGAGGGUAGUCUUGUUUGCGGGUAAUUUAUUUUCGACAAUGCCGCGAAGGGUGUUGUUUUUCUGGUGUCGGCACACGAGAUAGGUAACAUAGAACGUAUCUGACUGCGUUAUUCGGCAUCAAUUUUGUAAAUUGAUUUUUAAUGAUUUUUUUUCUUCAUAUAUAGUAAUUUAUAAUGAAAAUAAUUACCGGUGUGAUACCUCGAAUACAUAACAGUAACACAAGGGAGAUUAUUUAACACAAAAUAACCCCGAUCUAUAUCGAACUCUGGUGCAUUCAUAUACUGCUUUCCAAAUAGUUUGUAAACAUAUUUUUACUUUUAACACUAUCAUAUUUUAAUUUUUAGAUUCUGUUUAUCAGGGGCAAUUAGAGUUAGUGGACACAUGAAGGGGUUAACUAGAAUAUAUGGGCUUCUAAUUCAGAGUAAUUUUGUUCGUAGUUAUAUAAACUUAUAGGUCACUCUUAUCCUUUUGUAAUGUAAAAUAUUUUUCAUUUUAUUUUGAAUGUUUUUUUUAAAAUAUGACCUUUGAAGAUGAAUAAGGUAAACGUCUCUAUUUACCCCAUGUAAUUGGGGUAAAUGGUCAGAGCUAAAAGUUAAGCACAACGUUUUUGGGAUUUGUCAUUUCGAGUACAUAUAGACAGAAUACACUUUAAAGGGACUGAUUUACGAUUUACCCCAAUACUUUGUUUUUCACUUUUAAUGAUCGAAAGCUAUUGUCAAAUGUUUUUAAAAGAUUUCACAAAAAAUUAAGGUUAUACAUUAUCACAGAAGGUCAUUUUUCAGAGCUUAUUAUUUGUUUUCUAAACAAAGAUUGCGGUAUGUUAUUGUUUACGAAAUUUUCAAAAGAAUUGGUUAUCGGUCUAAGUUUAUUAUAUCUUUCACAGUUCAAGCAUUAUUUACGUAAAAUGUAUCAUCUAAAAGUUAAAAUUUGUGAGUAUGCAAAAUUGAGAUGCUUUAUAUUAUAAAAUUAACAUUUCACUUAUUUGUUUAUAUAAAUGAACAAACUCGAGUCUUUGUUUACAUAACACAGAGAUUUUAGGCUAAAAUAUUGCUUUUAUCCUUGCGUUCAAAAUGUCAAAAUUUUGGCUGUCAACAUUAAAUCAGUUAUAUUUUUAAUGUUUAACAUCAAAAAUGAAAAAAAAAAAAAAAUCAAAAAUCGUGAACCAAUCCUUUUAAGAAUUUAUUUCCUCAUUUUAUUUCGCUUCAAAAUUCCAUUAUAAUUUGAGACAAAAGAUGGCUAAGUAUUCAGUAAAGUGCUGUUUCAUUGGGUAUCCCCCAAAAAUGCAUUUUGUCCUAAUUCAAAUUAUUUCGAGUUAUAUUUACAGGUAGCUAAUCAAUUAGCAGUGUGAUGAAGAGAUAUAAGAAACAGUCUCAUAGUGAAAAGUUUAUUAUUGAAUAAAAUAUUUUAAUAUGAAGUGUUGAAUCAUCUGUUUUGCAUGCUUAUUUUGUGACAUGGUCCGACGACCCCAAACCAAAUUUAUUUUUGUACCUAUUUCCCAAUGAAUUGGAACUUGGUAAAAGGGUUUUACAGGUAAUAUAACAGUCUGACAAGGUUUUUGACACUAAAACAUGAAAAUUCAUCGAACAAUAAGGAUUUAUCCCUAUUUUAAAUGGUCAUGUUGUCGGACGUAACAUUUUCUGUCUUAUACCAAAGUGAAAAAGAAAUAUAUGUAAGUUAUGUAACAACAGAGGACAAUUAACUGCAUGGAACAUUUUGAGGCUUGAGCUUAUAAACUAAAUAUGAUAAUUCAUGAUGGAGAAAUAGCCGGGUGUUUUCACUUUUUUCAGGAUUUGUCAUUUCUUUUUGCUCGUAAAAAUUCGGUCCAACUGUUACGGGCGAGAAAUUCAAUUUUAAUUUGCAAUUUGUCAACUUGGUUACCGCACUUUCCGUUUACAACAACAUAUUUUACGAGAACUACGAUGUGAAAGCGGUAUUGCCAUCAACCAUUUCCUUCCACUCCAAGAAAACAACAUGGAAGGGAGGGCGAAAGCCCUUUCUGUCCAACCAAGAGAAGUAAGUUACGUCCGAAUUUAUUUUACGUCCGACAUCCAAGAGUUGUAUAGAUUGAUAAAUUUAUCUUAUUAUAUUUGAUCAGAUAUUCUUUACAAUGGUUUGUGCAAGUCACAAAAUUAAUUUGCUUACACUUCGACAAUAGAGUUCUGCCGAAAAUAUAACUGCAUAUGAAUAAUAAAGAGAUAAAAAUAUGUUGACAGAGUAACAUGCACAUCACUUUAAAAAUUCGGACGUAACAAAGGACCGAUAACCUUUUGUAGGACGAACCUUGGGACAAAAUGUUGGAUGUUGGACAUAACAGCUUUUUAUAUGGACACAAAUAGCAAAUGAUGGACAAACAAAGAAGCAAGAAAAGAAAUACAGAAAACUGCAAAAGAUGGAGAGAUAGCAAAAAAAAUUGAAUUAACAUUCCGACAGAUGGAGGAGGAGAGGAAAGGGAUGAGCGGAAAAACAGAACGCUUACACAGAUUGAAAGAGAUAGGACCAAUGCCCGGGAAAGGAUGCGGAAAUAUAGACUGAGACAAAAGAGAGAACAAGAGAAGGAAACACAGCUAACAACAUGCAUUUUGACGCGAAGCCUGAAAGAGAAGCGGUGUGAAAAAUGGAGAGAUGCUAAAAGAAAAUACAGGGCAAAAUUGGGGCCUCAAAAGAAAAGAAGAAUCAAAGAAAGGGACAUAAUUUCAAAAGCUUUGACCAAAGUCAACCAACAUGUGAGCCAUGAAUACAGAUGAACCAUGGCUUCUAGAUAUCUAUCGGCUCCUCAGCAGAACUUUACACGUCUGUCAAUCAUCAGCGUAGACUUGAUAAGGUUAGUGUUAGAAGGUAUUCUGAGAAGUAAGAUCGUACCAGCAGACCUAGAAAAUGCCAUCAAUUCUUGUUCUUAUUUGGGUAAUAAUCUGCGACCAGAGCAGAAGGCGCUUUGCUGUCUUCCCUCACCUGACUACAGCACAUUUGAUGUCUCUUUGUUAUACACACUAAUACGAAAUUUGUGUCCUGUCUUCAAACCAACAAAUAGAUGGGGACAACCACCAUCCAAUUCGCAGUUGCGAAUUGGUGACGACAUUGAGCGCCUCCGAGUUUUUCGAAACGAAGUGCAUGGGCAUUGCGAAUCUUCCAGUGUCAGUGAUACAGAUUUCCAGUCACGAUGGAAGGAGAUAGAAACUAUUUUACUGAGGGUACAAAAGUUUAUGACGUCAAAUGGGAACAAAGUCGAUUAUAUGAAAGAGCUUGCACAAAUAGCGGAUAAAGAUAUUGGGUGUGAAGACAUGCUGAAAUUCAGAAUAUUAUUGGAUGCAAUGAUAAAGCUAGAAAAUGAAGCAAAUGUCCCGAAAAUUGUAUUACGCGGUGCACAAAGUGUCAGCUGUGGAGAAAAUGCAAGCUUUGAAGUUGAUUUUGAAAGUUCAUCCGCUUCCUGGUCUGUCACUUGGCAAAUACUGAGGGGGAACAUCACAGAACAAAUAGACAUCACUCGAGAAAAAUACAGAGGGAGUAACUAUGAACGACUAGUGAUAAAGAAGGUGUGCAAGGAAGACGAGGGUGAAUACCAGGCUGUUUUGUCCCGAGGGGCGAGUAGACAAGGCUUGAAAAGGACGAGCAAUUCCAUCUUCCUGGAAGCAGCAGGAGAUGUGCCGGUCCUUCAUAGAUUGGAGGUCAGUACAGGAUUGGAGGGAAUAACGGUACAUUACAAAUACGAAGUCAGAGGUAACUCUCCAACUGUGAAUCAUAUCGCCUGGACGAAAAACGGAGAUCGUAUACGCAUCGAUAACACGAAAUACAUUGGCGGGGAUCUGAACGACACGUAUAUGAUCAUUACGUCACCAACACAAGACGACGUAGGCCAGUACACCUGUACAAUUGCCAAUGCAGUGGGUGAAGUAUCGAAGUCCCUGUCAUUAGAUGUACCUGUUGCUAAAAUUGUCACAGUAGAGACGGUUUACUUCGGUGAUGGGACCAAGAUCAACUCAGUAAUAACAGCUUGUCCCCCUCUUGAGGCAGAUGAAUAUUUCGGAAGCAAUAAAGAUCCAAACAACCCAAUUAUGAUUUUUCCAAAGGCAAACUUCGAUGACAGAUUAUAUUAUCGACUUGUUAUAAGGAACAAAAUAGGAGAACAUGUCAGCAACACAGUUUAUCUCAACGUGACAGGUGGUCCUCCAAACAUCUCAAACAGCCAUGUAACUAACAUCAAGAAGCGUUCAAUGACGUUGACAUGUGAAAUCUUCCUCUAUGAGAACUCGCCUCAGUUGCAAAAAAUCUUGUGGAUGAAAGAUGGAACUGAUAUUGACAUUGACGGAAGUGGAGGGAAGUAUUCAGGAGGGAGUAUUAAUGAUCCAUCUCUAGCCAUCUCAGAUGUCAAAGAAACGGAUAAAGGGUCGUAUCAAUGCAAAGCGUCCAAUGCUGUAGGGUCGACUCUUGGCGACGUCAUUGUAUUAGGUAUUCCAGACAUUGACGUUGAAGGUCCAGCUAAACAGCAAAAUGACGUACAAAUCUUCACAGCAGUUGUGAGGUCUAUUCCAUCGCCAACCAAAGUUCAUUGGCGCGUGAAACUCGAGGGAAAAAGAGAUUGGACUCAAAUAGAUCUGAACAGCGAGGAUUACAGAGGAACCUCAAAUUCCCUCCCGCAGCCCAAGUUAGUUGUCAAGAGAAAAAAACUGAUGGAAAACCACAGCUUUCAGAUAAAGGUGACGAACUUCAUCGGAACGAACACAAAUCUAAUACCAGAUGAAGACUCUGACGACGAAGGGGAUGAUCAAGGAGAUGAAGACUCUGACGACGAAGGGGAUGAUCAAGGAGAUGAAGACUCUGACGACGAAGGGGAUGAUCAAGGAGGUAACAUCUUCGCAUUUUAA